Messenger RNA from Trichoderma aggressivum f. europaeum, 1464 nucleotides. RefSeq lists its product as uncharacterized. Gene Ontology annotation, biological process: transmembrane transport. The transcript is spliced from 5 exons. Lineage: Eukaryota; Fungi; Ascomycota; Sordariomycetes; Hypocreales; Hypocreaceae. Gene Ontology annotation, cellular component: membrane. Gene Ontology annotation, molecular function: transmembrane transporter activity. The coding region runs from base 1 to 1464 and encodes 487 amino acids. The record is from RefSeq and is a predicted model, not a curated record.
AUGGAUGCAAAACUAGAAGAAGCGACAGCUUCGCAGCAAAUAGAUGUUGAUGUCGCCGUCCUCAAAGAUGAACUCCCACCAACCCAACAAGGCACCGUCACAGAGGCAGAAAAGAAGCUUCUCUGGAAGCAAGACACUCGCAUCAUCCCCAUCUCCGCCGGCAUCUACUUCCUCUGCUUCCUCGACCGCUCCAACAUCGGCAACGCAAAGGUCCUCAAUGUGUCGACCAACGACGACCUGCAGCACACCGCCAACAUGAGUAACAAGCAGUUCAACAUCGCCCUCAUGGUCUUUCUCGUUGCGUAUGCCGUCUUUGAGGUUCCUAGCAACAUCCUGCUCAAGAAACUGCGUCCGAGCCGGUGGCUGGCCUUUUUGAUGUUUUGCUGGGGUGUCAUUACUAUGUGCAUGGGUGCUACGAAUAGCUUUGCCAGUGUAACGGCUGUGAGAUUCUUGCUGGGAGUGUUUGAAGCGGGUUUGUUUCCGGGAUUGGUGUAUUACUUGACGUUUUGGUAUAAACACGACGAGCGGAGCGUGCGAGUGGCUUUUAUUCUCGCCUCCGCGACAUUAGCUGGAGCUUUUGGAGGAGCCAUCGCCUAUGGCAUCGGACAUAUGAACCAAGCGCAAGGCCUCGCCGGCUGGCGCUGGCUCUUCAUCAUCGAGGGCAUUCCCUCCUGUUUAUCCGCAUUUCUCGUCUUCUUCUUCUUGCCCGACUACCCCGAGAGUGCCACCUGGCUAUCCGAACCGGAAAAGGAUCUCGCCGUUCAACGUCUCUUUUACGAGGGCAGCAAAGGGCAUCAUCCUAGCAUGACUUGGCAGGAUGCCAAAGCCACGCUCACUGACUGGCGUCUGUAUGCUCACUACCUUAUUUACUUUGCCGUCAGCCCGCCGUUUGCCAGCCUCAGUCUCUUUUCGCCGUCCAUCACGAGUGGUCUUGGGUAUGUCGACCUGAAGGCGCAGCUCAUGACCGUGCCUCCUUGGGCUGUUGCCUACGUUUGUCAAGUCCUCGUCGCAAUCUCAGCAGACCACUUCAACGCCCGUGGACUGCACGCCGCGGGUGCCGCCAUGGUUGGCGCCAUCGGCUUCAUAAUCUCUGCCGCUCUACCGGCAACCUCGUACAAGUCUCGCUACGGAGGCCUCAUCCUCGCCACCGCGGGCUCAUUUGCCAGCAUCCCACCCAUGCUGGGCUGGUUGACGUCGAAUGUCGUCAGCACUGCUUCUACGGGCCUGGCAAUUGCCAUUAACGUGAGCAUCGGUGGAGGGCUUGGGCAGAUCCCGGGCGUGUGGAUUUACAAGGCGGAUGAGGCGAAGAAGGGCUAUCCUACAGGCCACUGGACAAAUGCAGGCUUUCUGCUGCUCGUUGUGAUUGUGUGUCUUGCACUGAGGGUGUUUUAUGGGCGUAAGAACAAGGCUUUGAUCGCUCAUGGAGAGAGAGAAGGCGUGUCUGUUAGACUCUACAAGCUCUGA